GUUGGUAGAAAGUCAAAGACCGCUUCCUUUAACUCUAUGCUCUGUCUCCCUUUGCUUUUCCAAUUCAGAGAACACAGAGAAUAGCAGAAGAAGAAGAAGAUGGAGUCAUCGAUGUCGCAGAAGUUCACUCUUGUUUAUGCUUCUCUCCUCGGAGUUGGUGGGAUGAUGGGUUACCUGAAACGCGGAAGCAAAAUAUCACUAGUCGCAGGAGGAGGAUCAGCUGCAUUGUUCUAUUAUGUAUACAGGGAGCUUCCAGAAAAUCCUGGAUUGGCAUCCUCCAUCGGUAUAGUGGGGUCGGCUGCAUUGACUGGGAUGAUGGGAUCACGCUAUCUAAGGACGAGGAAAGUGGUCCCGGCAGGAGUUGUAUCAAUGGUGUCACUUGUGAUGACUGGGGCUUACUUGCACGGCCUUAUUCGCUCCAUGUAAAGCCUCUCUGCUGCGUUCGGUUUGACCUAUUCCAAAUAGGGGUUGGGAGAGCAUUUCAAUUCUGAAGAUUGUUGAACUAUGUGCUUGUGAUGAUGUUUAUCUACUCUCUUUCUUUAUCCAUAUAUAGACCCUCGGAAGGAAUAUAACUAUGAGAUUUUAAUAAUUGAACAGCCUGUCGAAACUCACACACUUAAAAUUAGAAAUGAAAAUAACGUUAUUAUUUCGGGA
Eruca vesicaria subsp. sativa (arugula) is the source of this 654-nucleotide messenger RNA. The record is from the annotation of a GenBank genome assembly. Lineage: Eukaryota; Viridiplantae; Streptophyta; Magnoliopsida; Brassicales; Brassicaceae.